AUGCGCGUGUCGCUCGCGCUCCCUCCGGACGGCUGUGGCAGGACUCACUCUAACCGCUGCCGAUGCCGCCCGGCUGCCUGCCACAGUCGCUUCCUGUACCCGUUUCUGGUGGCGCUGUUGAUCUCGUCUGCCACCUUUCCCCUGGGUCUGGGGCAGUUCCUCGCGGCCGACCAGACCACUCAUGAUCAGGUUUUGGAGUUAUUCGCGAACUUCACUUGGUCUUCUGAAGAGCUCUCUGUAGACGAAGCCGAAGCAGUGGAUCACUGGACAAAUCCAUACACCAACUUCUACAUCAACUUGUGCAUAUACAUCUUAGUCACGUUCUGUAUGGCUGUGGUGGCGUCCACCCUCCCGGUGCCGUCCGGCAUCUUCAUCCCCGUGUUCAAGAUGGGCGCGGCGUUCGGCCGUCUGGUCGGCGAGUGUCUGGCAAUGUGGUUCCCGCAGGGGGUCCGCUACGGAGGCCACAUCUCCCCCAUCCGUCCAGGUGGUUACUCGAUCGUCGGUGCCGCCGCGCUAGCCGGCUCCGUCACGCACACCAUCUCUACCUCAGUAAUCGUGUUCGAACUCACCGGUCAGAUCACCCACAUCCUCCCAGUCAUGAUCGCAGUGCUCAUAGCGAACGCCAUAUCGCAGCUGUUGCAGCCAUCCAUAUACGACAGCAUCAUCCAGAUCAAGAAGCUGCCGUACCUGCCGGACAUACUUACGUCCACAAACGCCUACUCCAUCUACGUGGAGGACAUCAUGGUGCGGGAGGUGCAGUACAUCUGGCACGGCAUCAGCCACCGACAGCUGCGGCAGGUGCUGCGAGAAAACAAGAAGCUCUCCAGCGUGCCGCUGGUCGACUCUCAUGACUCGAUGGUGCUGCUGGGUAGCAUCAAGCGGAAACACCUGGUGCUGCUCCUGGAGAAGCACCUCGGACGCGACCGACGCAUGGAGGUGGUCACGCGAUGGCAGCGAGCGGCGCAAAAGGUGCGCCUGUCGCGGCCCAACCGCAGCUGGAAGGACCUGGUGGCGCUGGCCACGGCUGAACACCGGGAGGAGCUGCGUAUCACUCCAACAAGCCUCUCCGAGGCCGGCGACGACGAGGAGCAGGGCCCGUACGGACAGGGCCCGUACGAACAGGACCCGUACGAACAAGGCCCGUACGGACAGGGCCCGUACGAACAGGGCCCGUACCAUCAGGGCCCGCGUCCACAGGGCCCGUACCGACAGGGCCCGUACCGACAGGGCCCGUACCGACAGGGUCCGUACCGACAGGGCCUGCGUCGACAGGGCCCCCGUAGCAACAGGGCCCGCAUCGACAGGGCUCGUACCGACAGGGCCUGUACGGACACCUCCGCCGGCAUGACGCCGCUCCUAUCCGGCUGCCUGUUCAGCCCGCUGACGCAGGCGGUGGCCGGCCUCUCGUCAGCCUCCUCGCCCACCUCGUCUGACCCCAGCACUGCGCCGCAGGCGGUGGCCGGCCUCUCGUCGGCCUCCUCGCCCACCUCGCCGCCGGAUCGCCGGCCUCUGCGGCCAAUCCUGAAGAAGACUGACUCGUUUAGCCUGCGCUCGGCGAAGGCCGGCUCGCACAGCUGGUUCGGGUCGUCCUACGCCACCGUCACUGGCAGCAGCGACACCAGGCUGAGGGCGACAGCUGAGGACGUGCUGCAGAGGGCGAGGGAGACGCGGGUGGAGGAGCCGCCGCAGCCGCCGCCACCGCCGGAGAAGCGGGUUACACUGCCGGUGGAGAGGGUGAUCGAUAUGUCAUACGAGGAUCAAAAGCUCUGGGAGGAAGAAGAGCUCGACAAAGAAGUUAACUUUGAUGACUGCAAAAUAGACCCGGCGCCGUUUCAGCUGGUGGAGCGCACCUCCCUGCUGAAGGUGCACUCGCUCUUCUCCAUGCUGGGGCUGAACCACGCUUACGUGACGGCCAUCGGCCGUCUGAUCGGCGUUGUGGCCCUCAAGGAGCUGCGCCAUGCGAUCCAGCGUGCCAACCACUUCUUGCCGGAGGUGGAGGCCGAGUCGGAAGACCUGCCGUCCUCGGCGACCAGCAGCGUGGCGAUGGAGCGCGGGUCUCCGCGACUGACUCGCCGCCGGCCGAGCCACAGGGGCGACGGGCUCGUGUGACGCCGCCGGAGGCCGCUCACCUGACCCGGCUGGCUCACCUCACCUGGGCAGCUCACGUCGUCGGGAUCUGUCCUCAUCUGCAGACCUCACCUCUCUUUGGGGGUCUGCCGUAACCUGGAGGGCCCACCUCAUCUGGGGAGCUCGCCGCUCUCUCCGGGAGUUGCCUCAUCUGAGGAGCUCACUGCUCACCUGAGAGCUCACUGCUCACCUGAGGACCUCACUGCUCACCCGGUGAGCACGGCGUGCCCGGCCCUGCGGGGGUCCGGCAGUGCGGCACGUCUCGCUGUUUCAGCGCUCCAGCGCCACAUUCAUCGGGUCGUCAGACUGCCACAAACGGAGCCAGCCGGCUGUGGGCUGGGGGCCGACCGGCCGCCGCCGCCAUGCCGGCUCCAAUGUUCACCUCAGAGACACGUGCCGCUGCCGCUAGAGGGGGCGAGCCCGGGUGCCGUGCUCCCCCGUCUGCCCUGUGCGGCUCACUGCUGGUCCCAUCGGUGGACCGAGGGACCGCUCGGUGAGGCGUCAGUGGUGUCAGAGGAGGUCACUGGUCCGCACCGCCGCGCCGGCCUACCCGCCACGGCCGCAGCAGCAGUGCUGGAGCCGUGCCUCGUCGUUCGCGAAACGGAAGGUGGAGAGGGCGCUCCGUGCGGUCGCCGUGCUCGCGAGAGAGGUGCGUUCGCUGCUUUGCAGGGAUGCGUGUAAUGCGGCGGUGUUAUCUGAAUACGUUAUACGCCCGUACAUUUCCUAGGUACAGAGUUUCUGAUUGCAUGAGCUUCAUUGUAACAUACGAUGUGAACUAGCAUGUAGAAUUAAAUAUCAAAUAUAUUUGAUCACACUAUAGUCACAAGCUGACCUUCAUUGUUAAUGCGACAUUAAAAGUAGAGUGUCUGCGAUCAUUUCCGUUCAUUAUUUAAGCGUGACCGAUUGCCAGGCUAUACUGUACAUUAAAUAUGAGGGUGGCGUUGCCUGCACACCGCGCCCAUACAGAGUGGUUGUAUCCGCGCAGGAGCGAGGCGUGUCAGUGCCUUUUGUUAUCGAAACUGAUCGGAUAUAUUGCUGUUCCCUCUGGCUAUGUGCUCUGCUCGAUUUUACUCGUUACAAUGCGUAGGCGUCGUCUUGGCGUAACGACUCGCUUGAGCUUAAUGGAGGUGAGCCCAUCAAAAGGCGGUUGUUAGUUUAAAUGCAUAACAAGGUGCAGCAUACUCGCCUGAUUCAUUG
Messenger RNA from Pollicipes pollicipes, 3324 nucleotides. Its product is annotated as chloride channel protein 2. Gene Ontology annotation, cellular component: plasma membrane. Gene Ontology annotation, molecular function: voltage-gated chloride channel activity. The transcript is spliced from 16 exons. Gene Ontology annotation, biological process: chloride transport; transmembrane transport. Lineage: Eukaryota; Metazoa; Arthropoda; Thecostraca; Pollicipedomorpha; Pollicipedidae. The record is from RefSeq and is a predicted model, not a curated record. Bases 1 to 2109 code for a protein of 702 amino acids.